AUGUAUCAAAUCUCAGAUGGUAUGCGCUAUUUGGAACGUAAGAGAUGUGUUCAUCGAGAUUUAGCAACACGAAAUGUGCUUAUCUCUAAUACCGGAUGCUUGAAAAUCAGUGAUUUCGGUUUAAGCUUUAGUCCUGCUAUUCAGAUACCAAAAUUAUUGACUAAUGCACAUAUUCCAAUACGCUGGAUGGCUCCAGAAACGCUAAUUCGUACACCGAUUUAUUCAUCAAAAUCGGAUAUUUGGUCAUUCGGUAUUGUAAUAUAUGAAAUAUUUAGUUGUGGUGGGAAACCAUGGCCGGAAAAACCGGUAAAAUGGAUUGCAACGAAAAUUCGAAAAGGUGUAACACCUGAAAUGCCAAAACGAAUGCCACGUCUUAUCAGAGAAAUAGCUAGCGCUUGCUUUCAAUUCGAACCAGAUGAAAGGCCCACCUUCAAACAGGUGAACGGUUGGAUUCUUUUAGUACAAGGAAUACGUUUCCCACCAUUACCUCCUUCCACACUAUCAGUGGCACAAUUAAAAAAUGUUAAACCAGUAAAAUUCAUUGAAAAAGAUCCGGACGCAAUUACGAUAGAAUUAGACGAUGUAAAAAGUAUUGGCCAACAGCCUGAUGAUGAUAACGGCUCUAAGGAGCCAAGACAGACAAAGUCGUCCGAAACAAAACUAACUGUUCCUGUGGUGAAUAAAAAUAUAUUACCAAAGAAUGAAGAUAAUGCGGGAGUAUCGAGACAGCAAGCAGAAUCGAAUAAGCUAGCAGCCACGGUAUCAGAUCGUGAUGAUGAGUGCUCUAAAGAUGCUAAAAAGGAAUUAGACGAAAGGCUCGACAAAAAUACCGGUCAAAAUCAAUAA
Acanthocheilonema viteae is the source of this 846-nucleotide messenger RNA. The record is from the annotation of a GenBank genome assembly. Lineage: Eukaryota; Metazoa; Nematoda; Chromadorea; Rhabditida; Onchocercidae.